UCAGGUGCUGUACUACCUCGGUCUUAAUUGAUCACCUUUUCCAAACAGAAUACACCCCUGUCUCCAGUUAUACGGAUUAUUAUCGAUUUGUUUUGUUUUUGUUUGUUUGUUUGCUUUUAAUAUGGACAUUUUCUUCUUACACUAUGGGCAUCGGUAAAUGUGUUCGUGAGGAUCCAGAUGAUUUCAUUGGCGGUUUUUAGUGAGACCUUAAAUAGAGUCAGCCUUUCCCGGGCUCAUUUUUGCAGUUUCCCACACAAACUUACCUGCACUAACUUGAAAGUCCAGUUUCUCUAGCAAUCCUAGAAAACAGCAGGGACGUGAAGCAACAUGGACCUGGACAGCAAAAGGCUGGUGGUGGUGGUACCAAACGAAGUGUCGGUGGCCCACCGCAAACCGCUCAACAGUGAGGAUGAGGCAUGGAAAACCUUCCUGGAGAACCCACUGACAGCUGCCUCAAAGGCCAUGAUGAACAUCAAUGGAGAUGAGGACAAUCCAGCAGCUCUAGCGGCAUGGAAAAUCUUCCUGGAGAACCCACUGACAGCUGCCUCAAAGGCCAUGACGAACAUCAAUGGAGAUGAGGACAGUCCAGCAGCUCUAGGGGUGCUGUAUGACUACUAUAAGGUUCCCAGAGAGAAGAGGUAUACACCCAGUGCCAUUAAGCCCACAGAGCCUUCUGCUCACGGGCACAGCAACUGCGGAAAGUUGGACAUGGUGGGUCACCAGCUUCAAGCUAUGGUGUCACUGCCUGUUAACCUCUCUUUAAACAACAGCACAACCACUGAGCACCAGCAGGGCUACAAAUAUGGAGCUGAGAGCCACGCAGGAGAUUCUAGAGAAGGAGAUGGUAAAGGUGGAGAGAACGGACCUCUUGCUCUGGUCAAGACAGAAAGCCAGGCCCCCAUGCCGCUUUCAUUUUCUGGUGGCACCUGCCAAAAAGAGCCUAGAGACCAAAUAAGGAGGCUGUAUGAGCAAAGCUAUGAUAUGUCCCUCACCGGAUAUUUGAAAGACGAACAGAGGAGCAGUCUGGACGGCACGUAUGAGGAGCCAGUGGAAAAAGAGAUGUACCACAAAAAUUCUUCCUCGGGAGUCGAUGAAUUUCACCACAGUCUACCAGCUGACAGCUUCCGGUACAACAUGGAGGCCACGUUAUCUCUCCGGCCACGCCAAGGAGAAGGACCCAUGGCCUACUUGAACCGCGGCCAGUUCUACCCUUUGACGCUCUCUGCGGCCGGCUUCAGAUCAUCCCUGCGUCAGCCCAGAGGCAAAGUCGGAGUGACAUCAACCCAUGGAGCUGAUAGGAGUCUAUCCAGGAGUGAUCAGUGCACCGUGGGAGGCUCUGAGCUGCCACAGAACAGUAUUGUACAGAGUGUCAUCAUGGUUGUCUUUGGGGAAGACAAGGUCAGAGAUGAGCAGCUGAAGAAUUGGAAAUACUGGCACUCACGGCAGCACACUGCCAAGCAGAGAGUGCUGGACAUCGCUGACUACAAGGAGAGCUUCAACAUCGGGAACGUGGAGGAAAUUGCCUACAAUGCUGUGUCUUUCACAUGGGAUGUCAAUGAGCUGGAGAAGGUCUUUAUCUCUGUGAACUGCCUGAGCACAGACUUCUCCUCUCAGAAGGGUGUGAAGGGGAUGCCUAUGAUUAUUCAGAUCGACACGUACAGCUACAACAACGGCUGUGGCAGCAGGCCAAUCCACAGAGCCUAUACUCAGAUUAAGGUCUUCUGUGACAAGGGUGCUGAGAGGAAGCUUCGCGACGAGGAAAAAAAGCAGCUCAGGAAGAGUAUGAAAGGGAAAAAUGGCAGCUCGGGGUUGACCACUCCGAUAAAGAGGGCUGAAAGUGCGCUGUUCAAAAGCAUUGGAGACCUGGACUCCCAGCCCGUUCUCUUCAUUCCAGACGUCCACUUUGGAAACCUGCAGAGAGCAGGGCAGGUGUUUGCUUUUAACACUGAAGAAGUUGAUCGAAAUGGAGGUGUUUUAAUGAAGAGGGUUUCAUGUGUUGGCCAGGAAGACCUCUGUCCACCUGCACCAAAGAAGUCCAGAGUGGAACCAGAAAGAAAAGUUCUACUAUAUGUGAGGAAGGAGGGUGAUGAAGUGUUUGAUGCUCUGAUGCUGCGCAGCCCAACCCUCAAAGCUCUGAUGGAGGCUAUCUCUGAGAAAUAUGCGGUGCCUGUUGAAAAGAUAGCCAAGGUUUACCAAAAAAGCAAAAAAGGGCUCCUGGUGAACAUGGAUGACAACAUCAUCCAGCAAUACUCCAAUGAGGACACCUUCAUCCUGGCUAUCGAGAGCUCAGCAGACUCCUGGCGUGUGACUCUGUCGGAGAUCUGAUGGCUACUAACCCCUGCACUGUCAUACUCAUUAUGCUCCAGACGGAGGUCGAUCAGUGCCUGGUGACUCUUUAUCCAUUUCAUGUGCAGACUCAUGAACGCUGUUGUCAGUGUCGUAUGCUGGAGCCAAACUGUUGUUUGUCACACGGGAGUCUCUGUAGGCUUUCCUUUCCUGCAUGGAUCAUUUUGAACAUUGGCCCUUGGCUCUGGGGACACAGGCUCAGCAAAUGUUGAAAACUUGUGGAUUUGUUUUUAGGUUAGGAAAAAUCUUUUGAUCUUUCCUAGCAACCUUACCAGCUGGCAGGAAUGAAGUUGUGAACCCUUUUUGCCCAGCUGUCACUAAAAGAACAGGAUUCAUCCCGGUCAAAGACAGCAGCAGCUCUCUGUGGUGUCAGGAAGAAGACGUCAUAACAGAUUAACAGCACAGAGCACUGCUCCGGGCUUCUCCUGCACCUUCUGUUAUCCUCCCUGUACUUCCUCCUGUGAUCGAAACUUUGAAAUGACGUGACGGGCAUUUGAAAAGCCUUUGCAACACCUUUGGGUGGCGUGGCACUGCUCUUUGCUCGCUACGUUCCUAAUCAAUUUUAGACAUGUCUCGACUUUAAUCUGAAGUGAUGGUACUUUAACUCUUAUUAGCAUCCAUUAUGUUAUUAUUUUUUUGAUUGGUUAUAUUUUUACUGCAUGCUAAAUGUUUCCUGUUGGUGCCAGUGAAAAAAAUAACAGUUAUUUAUCCCAGAUUGUGACUACAUGCCACUGUCCUGGGAUCUAUAAUUAGAUUGAGGCACCGUUAUAGAACAGGACUUCUGGUCUAAAUUGCUCUUGUUAAAUUGUUCUGCUUCGUGUGUGUGUGUGUGUGUGUGUGUGUGUGUGUGUGUGUGUGUGUGUUAAUUGCUUUUCCUCUCACUAAAGAGACUGUAGUCAUUAGUAUUUAUGACAUUCGUUAGGGACUCGCAGGGCCCGGCCGCUCUAUCCGUUCAGUCCUUUGAGGCUGCAGCAGCCGAUCAGAGCACAGCAGCGGAGCGAUCCUGCUCCAGCUCGGUGCGUCUGCCUGUAUCCUUCAUGUACUUCACAUGCAGUGAAGUACAGUUUUUACGAUGUGCAAAUAAAAAAAUAGUUUUCUA
Molecule: messenger RNA, 3445 nt
Organism: Neolamprologus brichardi
Lineage: Eukaryota; Metazoa; Chordata; Actinopteri; Cichliformes; Cichlidae
Source: RefSeq, a predicted model, not a curated record